Molecule: messenger RNA, 10123 nt
Organism: Paramuricea clavata
Lineage: Eukaryota; Metazoa; Cnidaria; Anthozoa; Malacalcyonacea; Plexauridae
Source: the annotation of a GenBank genome assembly
UUCAGACAUUGACGAAUGUUCACAAGCAAACAUGUGUCACGCUGACGCAACAUGUACUAAUACACCAGGAUCAUACCUAUGUACUUGCAACACUGGUUACACAGGCAAUGGAACGUAUUGCGUAGGUAAGUAAAGAACAAUAAAAUAAGUGAAUGAAAAUAUUAAACGGGAAAUGGGAAAAAUAAAUGAGAAAACUUAGAUUGCAGUCGACGAGGUAUGAGCAAGAUUACAUUAAUAUACAAAAUUCUCAACGACUUUGGUGCACCAAAUUUGAAAGAGUUGUUGAUGAGAAGGCAUUGCUUAGAAACUAAUUGUGACUCCGAAAUUCUCACAUUGAUCUGGCCCUUCCUAAAUCGAGACGCAAGUUUCUUGAAAAAGCUUUAAGUAGGCUACACUGGUGGUAAACUUUGGAAUAGUCUUCCGCCCGCAGCUAAGGAAGCGCAAUCAAUUUACUCUUUCAAAAACUUUGUAAAUUAAUUUCAUGGUUAGAUAGAAACAACUAUAGUUCUUAAUAUACGGCCGUAUCACACCAAUUUAAUUGAAUAUUUUUUAAAAUGUCUUGUAAAAAGCUAUAAAUCUUUGUAACUAACUUUUACUUGUGCUAGUGACACCCCUUGUGGAAAUGAACUAUGGCUCUUGACAAGGCUAGCAUCAUAAUAUAAAGCUUUACGUGAUACAUACAUACGUACACACAUAAUGUUGUAAUAACUAAAUAUACAAGUAACUAUAACCAAGAGUGUGGGUUGGCGGGUACCUUACGGCUUGGUUAAGCCUGCUUCUAUAGGUCAAGGGCAGAUUUUCGACGAGCCAGGGGCGCGUAGCGCCUUUUUUGGGGGAGCCUAGGACGAGUGUUGUAAUUCCGCUCGACAAUUUAAAUUCCUGUAGUUAAGCUUUUAUUUUAUAUCUAUGUUGCUGUUUUUUAGUAUAUCUUGCGAAUUUCAAUUUCGUAAAAUAGUUUACACAUGUAAAAAUCAUCUUUUCGAUUUCGAACUCUCUGUAACCGAUUUGGGCAAAGGUUACUGCCACAAGGAAAUAUCAAUUCCUAAAUUACUAAUGAUUUAGCCCUUUCCUAAUUAGUUGAUAUAUUUGAAUAUGUUGGGGGAAAAGUUUAUUUUUUUUCUUCAUUAUUUUCUCAGAGACGCUUAACCCACAAAUAUGUUGGGGCAUUUUCCGUUUGGCAGUGAGGAAAGUCCUCUUAAUUUCUGAUCAUGCUUAUUGUUUUGGAAAAUCGAAUUCAUUCUUCUUUUUCAGACAUUGACGAAUGUUCACAAGCAAACAUGUGUCACGCUGACGCAACAUGUACUAAUACACCAGGAUCAUACCUAUGUACUUGCAACACUGGUUACACAGGCAUUGGAACGUAUUGCGUAGGUCAGUAAAGAACAAUAAAAUAAGUGAAUGAAAAUAUUAAACGGGAAGUGGGCAAAAUAAAUGAGAAAACUUAGAUUGCAGACCACGAGGUAUGAGGAAGAUUACAUUAUAUACAAAAUUCUCAACGACUUUGGUGCACCAAAUUUGAAAGAGUUGUUGAUGAGAAGGAAUUCUUUAGAAACUAAUUGUGACUCAGAAAUUCUCACACUGAUCUGGCCCUUCCUAAACCGAGACGCAAGUUUCUUGAAAAAGCUUUAAGUACAGUGGUGGCAAACUUUGGAAUAGUCUUCCGGCCACAGCUAAGGAGGCGCAAUCAAUUUACUCGUUCAAAAACUUUGUAAAUUAAUUUCAUGGUUAUAGAUUAUAGAAAGAACUGUAAAUCUUAAUAUACCACCAAAUCACACCAAUUUAUUUCAAUAUUUUUAAAAUCUCUUGUAAAAAGCUAUAUAUCUUUGUAAGUAACUUUUACUUGUGCUAGUGACACCCCUUGUGGAAAUGAACUAUUGAUCUUGACAAGGCUAGCGUCAUGAUAUAAAGCUUUACAUACAUACAUACAUACGCACAUUCAUACGCACAUACACACAUAAUGUUGCAAUAACUACACAUAGGCCUACAAGUAACUAUAACCAAGAGUUUCGGUUGGCGAGCACAUUACGUCUUGGUUAAGCUUGCUUCCAUAGGUCAAGGGCAGAUAUUCGACGAGCCAUUGGGCGCAAAGCGCCUUUUUAGGGGGUGCCUAGGAUGAGUGUAGUAAUUUCCGCUCAACAAUUUACACUCCUGCACUUAAGCUUUUAUUUUAUAUCUAUGUUGCUGUUUUUCAGUAUAUCUUGCGAAUUUUAAUUUCGUAAAAUAGUUUACACAUGUAAAAAAAAUUUUUUCGAUUUUUUACUCUCUGUAACUGAUUUGGACAAAGGUUACUGCCACAUGGUAAUAUCAAUUCCUAAAUUACUAAUGAUUUAGCCCUUUCCUAACUACUUGAUAUAUUUGAAUAUGUUGGGGUAAAGUUCAUUGGUUUUUUUAUAAUUUUCUCCGAGACGCUUAACCCAGAAAUAUGUUGGGGAAUUUUCCGUUUGGCAGUGAGGAAAGUCCUCUUAAUUUCUGAUCAUGCUUAUUGUUUUGGAAAAUUGAAUUCAUUCUUCUUUUUCAGACAUUGACGAAUGUUCACAAGCAAACAUGUGUCACGCUGACUCAACAUGUACUAAUACACCAGGAUCAUACCUAUGCAGUUGCAACACUGGUUACACAGGCAAUGGAACCUAUUGCGUAGGUCAGUAAAGAACAAUAAAAUAAAUGAAUGAAAAUAUUAAACGGGAAGUGGGAAAAUUAAAUGGGAAAACUUAGAUUCCAGGCGACGAGGUAUGAGCAAGGUUACAUUAUUAUAUAAAAUUGUCAACGACUUUCGUGCGCCAAAUUUGAAAGAGUUAUUGAUGAGAAGGAAUUCUUUAGAAACUAAUUGUGUCUCAGAAAUUCUCACACUGAUCUGGCCCUUCCUAAGCCGAGACGCAAGUUUCUUGAAAAAGCUUUAAGUACAGUUUGGAAUAGUCUUCCGCCCGCAGCUAAGGAAGCGCAAUCAAUUUACUCUUUCAAACACUUUGUAAAUUAAUUUCAUGGUUAGAUAGAAACAACUAUAGUUCUUAAUAUACGACCGAAUCACACCAAUUUAAUUGAAUAUUUUUUAAAAUCUCUUGUAAAAAGCUAUAUAUCUUUGUAACUAACUUUUACUUGUGGUAUCGACACCCCUUGUGGAAAUGAACUGUUGCUCUUGACAAGGCUAGCGUCAUUAUAUAAAGCUUUACAUACAUACAUAUACAUACGCACAUACACACAUAAUGUUGUAAUAAUUACACAUCCAAGUAACUAUAACCAAGAGUGUCGGUUGGCGAGCACCUUACGGCUUGGUUAAGCCUGCUUCUAUAGGUCAAGGGCAUAUUUUCGACGAGCCAGGGGCGCGAAGCGCCUUUUUAGGGGGAGCCUGGGACGAGUGUAGUAAUUCCGCACGACAAUUUACAUUCGUGUACUUAAGCUUUUAUUUUAUAUCUACGUUGCUGUUUUUCAGUAUGUCUUGCGUAUUUCAAUUUCGUGAACUCUUUUUAGAGAUGGAAAAAACAUCUUUUCGAUUUCUUACCCUCUGUAACCGAUUUGGACAAAGGUUACUGCCAACAAGGCAAUAUCAAUUCCUAAAUUACUAAUGAUUUAGCCCUUUCCUAAUUACUGUACUUAAGAACAUAGCUAAGUACAAAGUCGUGCUCCAUUAUGUGAUUGACGGUUUUCGACGUUAUUCCCAUUGCGCGAGUAGAAGCCCGUGGGAGAAAAAAAGUUUUUUCUAUUUUGCCAAUUUUUUUGCAAAUUUUAAUUUCGUAAAAGAGUAUGCCAAAGUUCAAAACUGAUAAUUUUUUAUGUUGCUUAUCAUGUUUUAAGUGUUGGAAAAAUUUAAUCAAAUUAUUUUUCUUUUUCAGACAUCGACGAAUGUUCACAAGCAAACAUGUGUCACGCCGACGCAACAUGUACUAAUACACCAGGAUCAUACCUAUGCACUUGCAACACUGGUUACACAGGCAAUGGAACGUAUUGCGUAGGUCAGUACAAGAAUGAGAGUUAGCGCGCCGCUUAUAUGGCUUGGCUAAGAUUGCUGCUGUAGGCGAAUGAGGGGAACAUGUCGUCGCUGACGAAAUUUAUCGCGGACGCUUUGUUUUCUGACUUCAAUAAUUUUGAAGGCAACAAGAAAACAGAUUUCGCUAAAUUGUGUCUGGUAGUGCAGUAGACGAAAAAUAAAUGCAAAGUAGCAGAUGUAAACGUUAAUAAACGUUAACGACGAAGACCACAAUUACUUGGCGCAAUCGAGAAGUGAGCAGUCAAGAAUUCAUCGUUGAAACAUGGCCGAAAAUGUUUCUUUUGAUGGUAAAUAAUUUCGAGCUGGAAUGUAAUAUUGAUCGAAUAUUAGUUGAAAUUUGCAGUUGCUACAUGCAUUAGUCUUCAUGAAAAAAGUAUAAAUAUUCUGUUAUUGAGUGAUACUGUGCCCUAACGAUCGCAAUGUUUUUUCCUUAAUUUAUAUAUAUAUAUAUAUAUAUAUAUAUAUAUAUAUAUAUAUAUAUAUAUAUAUAUAUAUAUAUAUAUAUAUAUAUAUAUAUAUAAUGUUUCGCUCGCUACUCUGGUUUAAAUAAAUGAUUACAAAGCCCAGUCGAAUUGUAAUCAAGACCCAACAUUUCGACACUCCAGUCUAGUGUCUUCAGGGGUGAUCUAAAACUGCGAUCGUGGCUUCUUAAAUACCCAUAAGGGAUGAUGUCACCUGCUAAGGAGAUGCAUAUAUUCCUCUGGCAAAUAGGCGCCGUCAUCCCUAUUCAAAGCAUGAUGACUUAUAUUUAUAUGCCACGCUUCUAGGCAAAGUCUUUGACCAUAGCGAUUGUUUGUGGUAAUUACUUUAGAGUUUUCCCACGCAAUCUCGUGUUUGGUGUAACAUACAUGUUCGGCUAAAGCUGAUUUUCCCUUGUCUAAAGUUGAAACAGCCUUUUGGUGUUCUUUUAGCCGUGUGCCAAACUAGCGUUUAGACUGACCCAAAUACUCUUUGUCGCAGUCAAAACCCUAUUUGACUUUAGGCCAUAUUUUCGCAAAGCCAAAAGAUCCUGUUGAAAAAAAAUCAGAAGACUCAUGCUAUAUAUUCUAUACCAUGCGGUGACUGCGACAAAGAGUAUUUGGGUCAGUCUAAACGCCAGUGUGGUACACGGUUAAAAGAACAUCAAAAGGCUGUUUCAACUUUAGACAAGGGAAAAUCAGCUUUAGCCGAACAUGUAUGUUACACCAAACACGAGAUUGCGUGGGAAAACUCUAAAGUAAUUACCACAAACAAUCGCUAUGGUCAAAGACUUUGCCCAUAUAUAUAUAUAUAUAUUGGCCUAUAUAUAGGUUGUACCAACAAAAUGUUAUAAAAGGUCCGAACUUGUGUAAAAAUUGUGGGAAUAGAAGAAAUGAUAGUAUUACCGCAACAGUGUUUUGUCAGUUAAUCCAAUUUUUGUUGUAAUUUGUGGCACCAAACAUCCCCAGCAAAAUUGUUUUUCGAAGAGAGUUUUCGAUUUAAAAUCUCCCAUGUUAGUUCAAAGGAAAUAUCGGGAGAGUUACGAAAUUGGGUGUGUAUGGCUGGAAAAUGUUAGCGUGGCUCUAACUCAACUCUCCGAAAUCCGAUUCAGCUCUCCUUAUAAAAAUUCCCUUUUUGUCACACCCGACUAAAUUUACAGAUCUUACACUAGCAGAGAAAAAUUGACGUUACCCGCUAUCGCGUGAAGCACGAGCUUGACCGCUUUUUUGCUACAAGCGAAAAUGAAUUUCUAUAUAUAUAUUACUAAUGAUUUAGGCCUUAAUUCACUCACUGCUUAAUAUAUUUGAAUAUGUUGUGGUAAGUCACUUUCCCCCUUUCAUUCUCCCAGAGACGGCUUAAUCUACAAGGAUGUCGGGACAUCUUCAGUUAACAAAGUCCGCUUAAUUUCUUCUUUUUUCUCUCAUGCUUUAUGUUUUGAAAAUUUAAUGAAAUCAUUGUUCUGUUUCAGACAUCAACGAAUGUUCACAAGCAAACAUGUGUCACGCUGAAGCAACAUGUACUAAUACACCAGGAACAUACGUAUGUACUUGCAACACUGGCUACACAGGCGAUGGAACGAAUUGCGCAGGUCAGUACAGACCCAUAAAAUAAUGUUUUAAUAGAGCGUUUGCACAUGACGUCACAGCUGCCCUGUUGGUGUUCCAAUUCAAAAGAAAUUUAAUUAGACUCUUUCGUCUGGAACACCAACAUGGCCGCCAUGGCUUUUGAUGCGUUGGUCACUGCGCAAUGAGUGCAGACGCUCUAUAAUGCUGGAGAAGAUUUGAGCUUGAGUCCCCAGAUCAUUCUGGUGCUCGUUUGGAUAGUCCGCAAAAAAGGCCCUGACUUGACCUGGUCAUGUGACAGUCUGAAAAUAACCUCUAUUUUUGUAAUAUCAAUGCUUGUAAAAUUUCAAACAGUUUUAGAGAGAUAUUCAAGAUUUUCUCCAAUGUACUGUAAAUAAGGAGGAAUAAUUUACUCCAUGAAUCUGAGCGGUUUAAAAAUGAGCUAAUUUUGCUAUAUUAUAUAUAUUAGCAAAAAUAGCUCAUUUUCAAACCGCGAUAACUCUUCGGUUUUAUGAAGUAAAUUUAUGUUUUAAAGUAUCACUAUAAAGAGUAAACAUUUCUGAAUUCACAGAUGUGAUUUUAUUUUCGUUUCCUUGUAAAAAAGUAUAAUUUACUCACUUGAAUAUUUCAUUGCCACUUUUAAGGUCAUGCAUGUUCAAUUACUCGAAACAUGCGUAAAUACAAUGGGAAUUUAACAUAAGUAAAAUGCGAUAUUUUUACAAAUUUAUUCCAAAAUUCUUUUCACAGUAAAAAUCGUAAUAUAUUUCAACAGUUUUUAAUCGAUAAUGAGUCGCAUGGAGGCGCUUGUUGCAUUUCGGGAAGACCCUGAUUUCGAUUUCUUACAAUCUGUAAAUGACUUGCCCGAAGGUGGCCGCAACAAGCAAAAAUGAAUUUCUAAUGAAUUAGCCCUUCAUUCACUGCUUAAUAUAUUUGAAUAUAUACUGAAUAUGGUACUCGUUUGGAUAGUCCGCAAAAAAGGCCCUGCCUUCAGCUGGUCAUGUGACAGUCUGAAAAUAACCUUUAGUUUCGUAAUAUCAUUACUUGCAGAAUUCCAAACUGAACAAAAAAAGUUAUUAAAACAUGCCUUUGCGAAAACGAGGUCUGCACAGCAAAAAUCGCAAUAUAUUUCAACAGUUUUUAGUCGAACGGGGCCUUGAGAAUAAAUAUCUUGAAUAUAAUAAUGAACCGCACUCAGGCGCGCGUUGCAUUUCGCGAAGACCCCAAAGCUCGAGAUGGAAUAAAAUAAUGCUUUCAGGAUUAUUAUAAUACCUUCAAAACAUCAGGAGUGGGACACGUAAUUGGCUAAUGUGCGUGCAUUAUAUCACCUUAACGUUCUGUCUCCGGUUUCUUGGCAAAAACAAUGUGAACAGAAUUAUAGAAUGAUGUUUAAAUCCAAAUUUAUUAGACACUAGUUGACCAAAAAUAAAGUGCAAAAGCAGCCAGCCAGAGGUAGCGGGACGGGAAAGGCAAAUCAAUUUUCACAGCUGUUUUUGAGACUGAAUUAAACAAGCCGAGAAAAACUUCAAAAAAUGCGGGAAUAAAAAAAAAGAAAAAGCUACCUAAACAGUAGACGAAUUAAAUUAAGAAUGUACCUUAGCUAAAUGACAUAUCUUUAGCGAAGCACGAAAAAUAUAAUCAUAAUUUCAGCAAGUGGAAACAAAGCAACUCAAGGAAAACUUCGGACUCCAAAUCCAGCUUGUAAAACGCAGCAAAACAAAAGCAAAUUCGUCUCCUUAUCAGGGUGGGUUAUUUUUGUCAUUUUCGAACAUUUUCCAUCCAGUUUAUUAAGAUUAAUUUAAAAGAUUUAUUAAUUUAUUAGUUUUUUCCAUUGCCCGCCUGAAAAUUCAAGCUUGUUGCCUAUGUGUGAUGAGUAUAAACAUGCAGGGAUAUGCAUCUUUCAAAUAAAAUUGCUUAGGGCCCUGUCACUGCACUAUUGCGUAUCGUACUAGCGUAUGCCAGCGUAUGAAAAAUAUCACUCAUACGCCGGUAUACGCUGACAUACGCUAGAGGUACGUUAGGCAUAGGUUGUAUACGUUUCAAGCACGGUUGCACACGGUGGCAUUCGCUGGCAUACGGAGACACAGAAAAUUUUUUUAAGCAUGUUCAAAAAUUUUGUGCGUAUUCGGACGUAUCCUUUAUACGAUAAGCAUACUCUAGGCACACGCCGAAUACGCUAGAGCUACGCCAGAUGUACGGUACUCAUACGCUCGCAUUUCAAAGGAUUUUUGUGCGUAUGAAAAUUAUUUCAUUAAUUUUCAUUCAGACGUUUCUCUCAUACGCAAUAAUGUGACAGGGCCUUAACUGAGUAAUAUUUUCCUUUUAUAUUAUAAAAGGAAUAUAUUUUAUAAAAACUCGUCUCAUGCGUUUAUAGCGCGAUAAUCAGUCAGGGAAUGUUGGGAUAAUACUCGAGAAUACACCAGGUCAAACGGGUGCGUAUCCGUGUCGUACCUUAACGUUUCAUGCAUGUAAUAUUUUGACCAGGGGUAUAGGUAUGUACUUGGGAAAUAUACCACUAUAACAUGUUUGAUAAUUUUUUGCACCAGAUGCUGGCACAGAGAUACCAAUAUUUAACCCAUCGGGAAAUCCGGCGACAGUUCCAAUUGAAGAAGCUGUCCCAUUUGAAGUUGUUAUUCGAAUUGAGGAAAUAUUCGUGUCCGAACUGCAGAACAAGCAAAGUCAGGCUUUCAGAAAUUUGAGAAAUAGAUUCCUCGAUUUCUUGCUUCCAGUAUACCAAAAUCAAAUUGGUUUUAUUGGCAUUAUCAUCAACUCAUUUUCCAAUGGAAGUAUUGUUGCAGAUAUUGACAUAUUAUACAAUUCGAGCGAACCAAUUCCGACUGCUGAGGAAGUUCAAUCACCAAUCGCUGAAGCACGAGAUAAUGGAUCGGCGAUAUUCAAUAUUUCAAGUUUACAAGUCCAGAGAGAGGGUAAGUCACACAGUACAAAUAACAUACAUAGAUAGAAAUAUAAAGCCCACAUUCUUUUAACGCUAUUAAACUGUUUUAUUAUAUGGCAAGCAUCACUUCCGGUGAAAUUGCGCACUGUGAUUGGCUGAGAAGCACUUUCAGCGCUCCAUUAUUUUCCCGUAAUGGACCGGCGGUUCAUUACGUAAAAACAAACCGGCUUGCAUUUUAAAACAAAACAGCAAAAUUAAUUGAAAAUUUGAAAAUUAUAAUUUCGUUUGUUAUUAAUAAGAUAUCUGCGAAUGAUUUUUAGUGGUAAAGAAGGAAUACAUUGGUAUUUUUUGUUCUCUUCGACCAAAUGUGUACCACGCUACUAAUAUGCAUUUCAAAUCAUGCAUUUCUUGUUUGUUUCAAGUAUAAAUGCCUAUAAAUAUCGGUAUGUACAGAGAAAUAUCGGACCUCGGUCUUUUUUUACAAACCUCGCCCUACUGGCUCGGUCUGUACAAAAAAAGACCUCGGUCCGAUAUUUCUCUGUACAGACCUCGCGUUCGGUUAAUAAGAAGUUAAUAGCAGCCAAGGAAGACCAACUGUUAUAUCAAUAAAUCAUAAAUUUAAAUCCUUCACAACAUAAAUAACAUGGAAACGGCUGAAAUGAGAGUUAUUACAAGAAGAGUUAUAUCCGAGAGUUAAGAUUUUCCUAACCCAAUUUCUUCACUAGCCGAUGUUUUCUUUCAACUAACAUGAGAGAGGUAAAAUGGGCCUUAUGUAGGUUUCCGUCCAAUUUCUAGGAAUUCUGGACGUUUUAUAUGUUGUUUAUAUCAUUAUCACGAGUGUUCACCAAUAAUUUUGGUAUUAUAAUCCACACUGCUGUUGUUAUGGUUUUGAAGAAUAUAUUAGAGUAUUAUAGUUCAAUAGCAAUCGGUUUACGUGUGAUGUUCCAUCCACAUCCCUCACCCCUUGCUUCACGCUCUAUUUUGCGUAUGAUGCCAAGAUUAUAAUAUUAACAGUUUUAAUCUUUGCAACGCCUGUGUAGUUCCUACCUAUAACUCUUCGAGUCCCUUUUUUUUUACAUGAAUUUUAACAAAAUUUUAAAUUUUGAUAUAAUUUAGGUUGUCCCAAUGCUCCAUGCUUGAAUGGUGGGAAUUGUUCCAGUAAUGGAACAUCAUUCUCUUGCUCAUGCCCAGUUAGAUUUACCGGUGACCAGUGCCAAAUCGAAGGUA